UAAGAAAAAAAAAACUUUUAGGUUUGAGUCUCUUUUUUGAAUUGUAUGGUUUUCCAUUGAUGUUUUGUGCUGCUUUACGUUUGCUGGAUGAACACAAAGGGAACACAAGAGGUAGACGUAUAGUGCUGAAAGUAGAACUCUCUCAACACCCCACUAUCAAUUGUUUCCCAAGAGCCGGCUGCACCCUCCAUGAGCCUUCAGGAGAUGGGGAGGAACAUCACUCUGGUGGGGACGCGGCUGUGCUGGUCAGACGCCCUGCUCUACUGCAGAGACUCUCACUGGGACCUGCUGAGCCUCAUGGGCCCAGAAGACCAGGAGAUGGUUGAUGAGCUGGUGGCUCGCACCCCCUUCCCACUAACCAGCCACCUCUGGGUGGGCCUGCGCAGGUCCCUUUCAGGAAGCUCCUGGUUCUGGAUGUCCGGUGACCCGAUGGACUUCACCCAAUGGGACGAGGGCUCACACCAUCCCAGCCCCUGUGGGGGCGUGUCCAGUGUGGAACCUUCCACAUGGAGGCAACGCUCCUGUGAAGAACAUCUUAACUUCAUCUGUUUCACAGAUCCGACAGAAGGAUCGAAGAAGUUGCGCUUCUACAGUUCCACAAGAGAGAAUCAAAUUCACUGCACCUAACUUGGCCUCACUGGGGAUUCAAGCUGCUGAUUCCGAAGAAGUCCUACGUUUCUGAAUGCUGUACCUCAGAGUGUGUCUUUGGUAGCUAGCUUGUUCCUCAUCCACAUUUUGUGCUAGAGCGGCAUAUAGAAUACAUUAACUUUAGUAUAUAAUCAUAUUCAUAUAAUAAUCAUAUGAAUCAUAUAUUUAUAUAUUCUCUUUAUAAUCAAUGAACUUAUUUUUGAUCAGAGGUAGUUGUCUCAUGCAUCUAUCCUUUGAUUUGCAAUAUGGAGAUUGUGUGUUGAAGAUGGAAUCAAAAGACUAGAAAAAUAAUCGGUGGGCCUUUAGCUCUCUGUCUGGUUUAGCUGACUCAGAAACUGUAUCCAAACGGUAGGGUUUUAUCUAGGGAUGUUUUUUUUAAUAAUGUUAAGUCUUUUUCUAUAGAUGUGAAUGUGCAGUUUGUUUUUUUUUGCCCAUAAAUGUAAAGUAGCUAAAGUUUGUUUGCUAGUGUGAUCCUAAUAUCAGUUACCCGAAGACUAAUUUGACUGUAUAAGUAAAUGGCCGCUGUAGUUAGCCCCUCCAGACAGCCCUGCCACACAUUGCCAGUCAAGGCAGCAGCUCAGGCCUCUGGUCUCCAGCAUGGAGGGGGGGAGGUGGCUUAGAGGUCACAUUGGGCUGGUGUGGGGACAGUGGGGCUGUUUUGGGGGGUCUACGUUUUCCUAUUAUUGGGGGCCAAGCAGCGAAGCUGCGAGACAACCAUUGUUAUUCUACAUUUUCCUAUUAUUAUCGCUCACAGCUAUUUCGGGAUCGCUGGCUCAAGCGCUCUAGCGCCACCAACGGGUGCAAGUUGUACAUGCAUUCAUGUUUAUAACUUUUGACCCAUUCAUCCAAUAUUCAGAAACAAGGUAUCAUUGGAAUCCUUGGGACAAAUAUUGUCCAAUCAUCUCGAAACUUGGCACAGAUGAUCUUCAGGCCAUGCUUGAGAAAAAUCAUCGAAUGGAUUCUUCAAAUUGAAAAUGUAUUGAAAAAUUUGACCGCAAAGCCACCAAACAUUGACAUAUCAUAACCAAACAUGGUACAUAGACCUAUGACAUCAUCAUGGGGACACUCAAACAAUUUGUUGGCCUUUGACGUCAGGGGGACGUCAAACAGGAAGUGAGCUUAUAUCUCUGCAAGGCCUACAUGUAUCCAAACAAAACUUGGCUCAUAGUCUUAUGCACACCUAUCCUGAUGAUGCCCAAAUAAUUUGGCAUCAUCAACGCCUAGGGGGGCGUUGUUAGCAGCAACUCUAUUCCGGCCUUUAGAAAGCAACUUCAAUGUAUUUUCCUUGUGAAAACCAUUUGCCAAUAUCUUUCAUUGUAGGUGAAAUUACUGAGUCAUCAUGUAGCCACCUAACCGAUUAUGUCUGUGCAGCAAAAUUUGUUUAUGGAGUCCUAUUCUGCUUGACCACCACAUUGCUGCUCGCAGCUAUAUUAUGGGGUCAAGCAGCGAAUUUGCGAAACAAUCAUUGUUAUUCUACUUAUUCCUAUUAUUAUUUUCCUGCCAUGGGAGUCUAUGGCAGCCCAUAAAACGCAUUGGUAAAAAGUCCCAUGAUCCCUCAAAGCAAUUUCGGGGUCGCUAGCUGAGGAGCUCUAGCUACACCAAUAGGUCAAGUUGGACUUGUAUUCAUGUUUAUAACUUUUGACCCAUUCAUCCAAUAUUCACAAACAAACCUUGGGCCAAGCCGAGUUCAACGGCUUGGCCCAAGGAUGUUGUCAUUUUGCGCAAUAAUGGAUUUUCCAACUCCUUGUUUUUAAUCAAAACCCCUCAAAAAACAAAAAAAACUCCUAUCACAAAAGUUAUCAAACAGAUUUUUCAAAUUCAAAAACUUUAAGCCGCCAAAGCCAUCAAGCCUCAGGAAAACUUUUAAUUUCUUGUAUUUUUUGUUAGAUAAUUGUUAAAAGACCUGUGAUACAAU
Molecule: messenger RNA, 2563 nt
Organism: Gadus morhua (Atlantic cod)
Lineage: Eukaryota; Metazoa; Chordata; Actinopteri; Gadiformes; Gadidae
Product: lithostathine-1-beta-like
Exons: 3
Coding region: 190-627 (145 amino acids)
Source: RefSeq, a predicted model, not a curated record